UUCCAGAUCCAUUUUCCACAUAGAAAUUUCACAAGUCGUGAUUAGUCAGCAUUCAAUCACGGUGUUGUAAAUUAUUCGACGUCCCCUACAUGGAAACUUCACAGAAAUCAUGUUCAGUCCCUACAUAAUUAAGUCAUGGUUAUGAUCACAUUCCUCCUCUGAGGUAUCAGGCUUUCCAAAUGCCUUAAAAACCUCCCCUCAAAUUUCAGCAUUCAUGUUCUAUUUCUUUUUGUUGCUGGCGGCUGUGUUAGCUGUGUGAAAGCUGGAAAAUGAAGGAGGUUAUGGGAAAGAGGAAGGUAUCUGAUAAUAACCCUAUAUUCAUAUAUCAGAACUCUCUACACUCAACCUUUCGAGCACUCUUCAGAAAUUAAAAUAAUGGCAUUCUCUUCUAGAUUGCGUUUCUUUCUCUCUCUGUAUUUCUUCUACCAUUUUUAUCUUACCAUUGCUGCCGAGAUAGAAUCUCUGUACCAUGACUGUUAUGUCAACGAUCAAAAUUACACCACCAAUAGUAGUUACCAGGCAAACCUCAACCACCUUCUAAAUUCCCUCACCGAUACCACCGCCCUAUACAAUGGAUUUUACAAUUCCUCUUAUGGGGAAAAUUCUGACAAAGUUUAUGCAAGUGCAAUCUGCAGACCAGACAUGGAUCCAGACAGUUGCCGAGAUUGUAUAACUUUCGCCACUCGGAACCUGACACUUCUCUGUCCCAAGCAUAAAAUGGCAAUCGGCGGAUACGAUGAUGGAAAAUACACUAACUGUAUGUUGCGGUACGCAUAUGAAGACUAUACUGGCGUAAUGGAAAAUGCUCCUUAUUUUUUUGUGUAUUCGCCAAGUAACAUCACAGGAAAUUUUGAAGAGUUCAAUCAAACACGGCAGAUCUUGUUGCAGAGGCUAACAAGUGAAGCUGCAGCUCGGAGUCCGGACAAGUAUGCUACUGGAAAACAAUUAGUUUCAGGAAAUUUAACAUUAUAUGGACUUGUUCAGUGCACUCCUGACUUAACCGAAAGUAAAUGCAAACAGUGCCUCAAUGAAGCCAAUGAACUUCUGCCAAAUUGUUGUGAAACAAGGCAGGGCGGGAGAGUAAUAACCCCAAGCUGUAGUUUCAGAUACGAGAUAAGCGAAUUCUACAAGUCUUCAAUUGCAGAACCUCCGGUUCCCUCUCCAACACCACCACCCGAGGAAAGAAGUAAAUUUUCAUCUCCACCUCCGGCGCCAACUAAAUCUGCAGCAUCGACAGGAAAGCAGAGUAACCUGUCUCAAACUGUCCUCCACAUUGCGGUUCCCUUGUUGCUUUUGCAAUAUUUGUAAUGCGCUUCAGGAAUUUACUUUCAGUAAAUUUCAUCUAUCUAUCUAAAUAAUGUUGAUGUAGCAA
Molecule: messenger RNA, 1372 nt
Organism: Mangifera indica (mango)
Lineage: Eukaryota; Viridiplantae; Streptophyta; Magnoliopsida; Sapindales; Anacardiaceae
Product: cysteine-rich repeat secretory protein 38-like
Exons: 3
Coding region: 376-1308 (310 amino acids)
Source: RefSeq, a predicted model, not a curated record